AUGCUGCAGCUCGUGCUCCUCGCCGCCCUCGCCCUCUGUGGGCGCUGCUCUGAGCAGGACCUCGAUGGGAUGCAACGCGUGGUCGGUGGCACUGAGGCGCGCUCUCACGCUUGGCCGUCCCAGAUCUCGCUCCAGUAUUACUCUGGGGGCAGCUGGCACCACACCUGCGGAGGGUCCCUCAUCCAGAGGAACUGGGUGAUGACUGCAGCCCAUUGCGUGGAUCGUAACCUGAACUUCCGCGUUGUGGCCGGCGAGCACAACCUGUACGCCAAUGACGGCAGCGAGCAGAUCUUCAGCGUGAGCAGGAUCAUCAUCCACCCCUACUGGAACAGCAACAACGUCGCCGCGGGUUAUGACAUCGCCCUGCUGCGCCUGGCCAGCUCCGCCACCCUCAACAGCUACGUGCAGCUGGCGGCCCUGCCCCAGGAGGGGACCAUCCUGGCCAACAACUACCCCUGCUACAUCACGGGCUGGGGGCUGACCCGCACCAACGGGCAGCUCUCCAACGUCCUGCUGCAGGCCUACCUGCCUGUGGUGGACUACCAGAUCUGCUCCAGCUCCAGCUACUGGGGCUCCACUGUCAAGAACACCAUGAUCUGCGCCGGCGGUGAUGGCGUCCGCUCCGGCUGCCAGGGUGAUUCGGGCGGUCCCCUCCACUGCGCGGUCAACGGGCAGUACCAGGUCCACGGCGUCACCAGCUUCGUCUCCGCCUCGGGCUGCAACGUGGCGCGCAAACCCACCGUCUUCACCCGCGUGUCCGCCUACAUCUCCUGGAUCUCGAGCGUAAGGCAAAGCUGA
Molecule: messenger RNA, 798 nt
Organism: Mesitornis unicolor (brown roatelo)
Lineage: Eukaryota; Metazoa; Chordata; Aves; Mesitornithiformes; Mesitornithidae
Gene: CELA1
Product: chymotrypsin-like elastase family, member 1
Exons: 7
Coding region: 1-798 (265 amino acids)
Biological process (GO): proteolysis
Molecular function (GO): serine-type endopeptidase activity
Source: RefSeq, a predicted model, not a curated record